GGCUCACACAUGGCUUUUAGACGACCACGCAUGCUAAUCGCCCUCUUCAUUGUUUUAUCCGCCGGCGUAAAAAUCGCCACCGCGGAUGAGCCGGUUCCGACGCCAUGGCCGCCUCAGUUCCACGCGUUACUGUUCAUGAAUUACUCCGGAGAUCUCUCGAUGAUCGACCUUUGGUACGACUGGAUCAACGGUCGUAAUUUCAAUAUCAUUCAGGAGCAGCUCGGUGGGAUUACCUAUGACCUUGAAUGGAACAAUGGCACUUCCUUCAUCUACUCGCUCGACGAGUCAAAAUCGUGCCGCUCCGCUCAGCUCGAGGUUGGAAUCCUGCGACCAAACUGGCUAGAUGGAGCCAAGUAUCUAGGUCAACAAAAUGUGAGUGGGUUUCUUUGCAAUGUCUGGGAGAAAGUGGACUUUAUAUGGUACUAUGAGGAUGUUAUAACCAAGAGGCCCGUGCAAUGGAUCUUCUAUACAGGGAGGGAAGCUCAUGUGAUGACAUUUGAUGUUGGUGCGGUCCUAGAGGAUGAGAAAUGGCAGGCACCGGUUUAUUGUUUCAACAAAGAGAAGAAGGGUUUAUCUACAAAGGGAGCUUUGAGAGAAUUUAAAGGAUACAAAGAAAAGGCUGCUUUGUAAUGUUAAUUAACGAGACCUUCGUUUCUUCUAGAUGAUCAAUCAGGAGGAGCACUGCACAAGAGUGAAUAAAUGGGACUAUGGUUACUUAUGAACACUAGUGUAUAGUCUUUGUGGACCCAUUUCUUUACUCAUUUCAGUUGAGAAAAUGGAGUUGGGUUCAAAUCAAUUAGAACUUGUUUG
Molecule: messenger RNA, 810 nt
Organism: Arabidopsis arenosa
Lineage: Eukaryota; Viridiplantae; Streptophyta; Magnoliopsida; Brassicales; Brassicaceae
Source: the annotation of a GenBank genome assembly